CUUAGUUUGUCAGGAAUGUGCCCGAGUGUUUGGGCCAAACUUUUCCCAACACUUUACAGCAAAACAAGCAGACCACCAAACUGAGCUACCCGACAGUAGGACAAUCGUGACUCUCGUGGAUUUUUCUAUCUCACCUGUCUCACCUCAACCGGACAGCUGUGAUGAAUAACAGCAAAGGGGAAUUACAGCCUUUUGAAUAUUCCUACUACGACUAUUCUGACUGGUACUCCAACAAUGCAGAGCCAACCAAACCGCCCAAAGAAGUUAUCUUACCAUGUGACCCCACCGUGGAUGACAAGCUCUUCAACAUAUGCAUGCUGUCGGUAUCUCUGGUGGUCAUGUUGAUCCUGGCGGUGCUUUCCAGGAGAAACAAACUCUGUCAAGGCUUCACCAGAGGAUCGUCCAGCAUCUUCAGUCCAGCCAACUUCCUGGACCAGACUCAGCAGAAAGGCGUGGCCAUGGCUGUGUUUGGACUCGUGUUCAGUAAGCUGUCCAUGCUGGUCAUCGCUCCGGACCCUCUGCCGUUCUCCAAAGACACUUCAGCAGACAGUAAAGAGUACAUGAAGAUAAUGGCCAUCUUCUACUACCCUCUCCUGUAUUAUCCUCUGCUGGUCUGUGGGACUCUGCAGCACAAAGUGGGCUACGUGCUCGGGGCCCUGCUCUCCUUCAGUCACUUCGGGGUCCUGGUGUGGCAGAAGUUCGACUGUCCCAAGACUCCAGAGAUCUAUAAGUUCUACGCUCUGCUGGCCAGUUUACCUCAGAUGGGCUGCCUCUUAUAUCUCUGUGUCCAGUUUGUGAUUCUGUUUGUCAAAGGACCGAAAACUGACGAGGAUCUUGACAGCAGCUACUACACCGCAUAUGUGAAAUUAACUCUCAAGAAAAAGUCCUCAAGUGUCAGUUCUUCAGCUGCAGACAAGAAAACGCUGUUUCAGAGAAUACUGGAUGUGCCCAAGAGUUAUAUUUAUGUACCAGAAAAAGUGUUUCGUUUUCCACUGAAGCUGGCUGUGUCAGCGUUCAUUUCCUUUGUGGCAAUUUAUCAAACGGCGUUACUGUUGGUCGUCCUGGUGGUCCCCGUUCUCCACAUCGUGCGCGCGGGUAUCGAUGAAAACAUCGCCUUCCUUCUGCUCGGGUUUGGGAUCAUCCUUUCAGACGACAGGAUGGAGGUCGUCAAAAUUGUGACCUUUUAUACUUGGCUUCUGGAAGUGUGCUACCUGUGUGCUGUGACGCUGUCUCUCCUGGUCAGUCUCGUCAUGCUCAUGAAGUCCAUGAUAAUGCACAGGACAAACCUGAGAGGACUGUAUAAGGGAGAGAUUUACAGCAUUUAUAACAGUAAGAAGACCAUCCGUCCAUCUAGACCCGGUAUUGUCUGCUGGAUGGGUUUGACAGGAUACCAGGCUGCCAUCGUCUGUGUCGGAAUGGCGAUCCAGACUGUUGUGUUUUUCAUCUGCUUCCUGUUCCUGGUGUUCAUGAUGAUUGUUCCUGUUUUCUACGGACGCAAUUUGUUUGUUUUUGAUAUCCUGGGAAGAGCAUGGCCGGCCUGGGUCACUCUGCUGCUCGUCUCCGCUCUUCAACAUGUGGCGGCUAAGUUUGCGUUCAUCAAAAGAGAUGCUGGAACCAGAGACUUAAACAACAGGGAGAGUCUGUUCCUCCUGACGUACCUGCUCUUCCUCAUCAACGUUGUGAUGGGUCUGAUCGUCGCCAUAUGGAGAGUGGUGAUCACGUCUUUGUACAACAUCAUUCAUCUGGGACGGCUUGACCUCAGUCUGCUGCACCGCACCUCAGAGGCCUACGACCCAGCCUACAGUUACUACACCAACGCCCUGAGGGUGGAGAUCAGCCAGUCCCAUCCGGUGAUGAAGGCUUUCUGUGGGCUGCUGCUGGACGUGAUGGUGGAGGGCGGAGGAGUCGGACAAAAAAUAAAAGACGCAGAGGAAGGUAUCCAGGAGAACGGGCCGAGCAAGGCGACCCACACUCGUAGGAUUCGCUCUCGUUGGCAGCUAAUGUACACGCUGGUCCACAACCCGUCCCUGCUGGGCUUCAGGAAGCACUUCCAGACAACUCAGACAGCAGAGAGCAUCCUGAACGGCACCCCCAACCACACCGCCAAGACUAGCAGCAGGAAAGAGGCCGACAAGCCAGCUGCAGAGCCCGAACAAUCCACUGAGACCCCAACCAACCAGGAGAAAACUGACUGAGAUGUCUAACAUGCAUAGAGUGUUGGCAGUAUGCAGCAAACAUCUAACACCAAUGUUUUUAAAGAUGAUUGCUUCUGUUUGCUUAAGAUUUAGUUGCAAUGGCACAUAAACUUAAUAUCAGCUAUUAUACUGUAUGUUACUAUGAUACAGGGCAGCGGCAUAGGCACGGGUAUGCCUGGCUCUGCCCAGGCCUGUACCCAAAAUAACCCAGACCUACCCAUCCAAGAAAUCGUCUAUCUUGCCAAAAAUGUAGGCUAUACAAAUAAUAACAAAAUAAAAUCCAGUGUAUAAGACAGUUGGCUGUGUGGGAUUCAUGCAAAAUACCAGAUGAGUUUUUACCUGACUUUAGUUUGCGAGUGUUUUUGAACCCGUCAAACGGGAUCUUGUUUGGUGUAUACUGCCACUCAGUCAAAUAGAGCUACAUUUUUUAACCCCUCUAACCCUCAAAGGUUUCUGUUGUGAAUAAAAGUAAAAAUAAAAACUUGUCAGGAUCACUCACCCAGAGAAGAACUAACAGGGAAUACCCAGAAGCUCAAACUGCAGUACUUCCUUUUUUUUUUUAAACUAAGCUCUCAUUGUGUUUGUGUAGCUCAUUGUACACUGUGUUGGUGAUUACAUAAUAACACACAGGAUGCACAAUGCAGGUGCUGAUCAAUGACAGCAUCACAACCAGGAGGAUAAGGUGUCACUAAGAGGUCACAAUCCAUUUAGCCUCAGGUUAAUGAGGCUGCACCCAUGGAUACCAGCUUAUCUAGUUUCACUGGUCAUCUGUUUUACUUAUUGUGCUUUUAAACAGCGUGUUGUCGAUUCAGACACCUGGACAAGGUCUUUCCCCAGUCUUGACAAAUUUAGAUUUAGUACCUGGAGUAUCUAGAACGUGUGUCAUGUAAAUGCCUUAACCCUCACCCUCUAAGCACCGUCAAUGUAAUAAUUUCUUAUUUAAAGCAAAAGCAUUAGAGCUCUCCAAACCUGGAGUUCACAUGAGAUCACCAGUAUGCUUCAUGAUAACCUACGGGUCAUAUUGUACUACUCACAAUGUCAUAAAGUUAUAUUAUUAGAAGAUUGUGUGGAACAGUAGUUUCUACUUCUACUACAAAUUCAUCUGUGUUGUUGUUCUUGGAUGAAUCAUAGGAUGAGAUAUUGGUGUUCAUCCUGUUUUUUCACUGUUUUUCCUCCAUACUAUU
Molecule: messenger RNA, 3379 nt
Organism: Labrus mixtus (cuckoo wrasse)
Lineage: Eukaryota; Metazoa; Chordata; Actinopteri; Labriformes; Labridae
Product: receptor for retinol uptake stra6-like
Exons: 17
Coding region: 162-2195 (677 amino acids)
Biological process (GO): vitamin A import into cell
Cellular component (GO): plasma membrane
Molecular function (GO): retinol transmembrane transporter activity; signaling receptor activity
Source: RefSeq, a predicted model, not a curated record